Molecule: messenger RNA, 707 nt
Organism: Urocitellus parryii (Arctic ground squirrel)
Lineage: Eukaryota; Metazoa; Chordata; Mammalia; Rodentia; Sciuridae
Gene: Aanat
Product: aralkylamine N-acetyltransferase
Biological process (GO): response to light stimulus; melatonin biosynthetic process; circadian rhythm
Cellular component (GO): cytoplasm
Molecular function (GO): aralkylamine N-acetyltransferase activity
Source: RefSeq, a predicted model, not a curated record
CUUCUCAGCUGUGGUGGCCACUUCUGAAGCUGGGGCAAUCCAGGGACAUGCCAGCAGCCAGGAUGUCCAUGCAGCGCAUCUGCCACCUGAAACCUGAGGCCCUGAGCAUGCCACCUGGGGCCUCAGAGUCCCCAAGCUGCCAGCGGCGACACACACUCCCGGCGAGCGAGUUCCGCUGCCUCACGCUGGAGGACGCAGUCAGUGUGUUUGAGAUUGAGCGCCAAGCCUUUAUCUCUGUCUCGGGCAUCUGCCCCCUGUACCUGGAAGAGAUCCGGCACUUCCUGACCCUGUGUCCAGAGCUGUCCCUCGGCUGGUUUGAAGAGGGCCGCCUUGUGGCCUUCAUCAUCGGCUCACUUUGGGAYGAGGAGAGACUCACUCAGGAGUCRCUGAGGCUGCACAGGCCUGGGGGGCGUGUAGCCCACCUGCACGUGCUGGCCGUGCACCACACCUUCCGGCAGCAGGGCAAGGGCUCCAUCCUGCUGUGGCGCUACCUGCACCACCUGGGCGGUCAACGGGCAGUGCGCAGGGCCGUGCUCAUGUGCGAGGAGGCCCUGGUGCCCUUCUACGAGAAGUUUGGCUUCCGGGCCGUGGGCCCGUGCGCCAUCACGGUGGGCUCCCUCACCUUCACGGAGCUGCAGUGCUCCCUGCGGGGCCAGGCCUUCCUGCGCAGGAACAGCGGCUACUGAGUGGGCUGCCCGCCUGGCUGC